AUGAUGGAGCAGCAAACACAGUCCGGUGAUAGUCCUACGUCCCAGCACCAGUGGAUCGACCAUCGUAUUCAUGAAGCGAUCAAUGCAAGCUUGGGGCCCUUGCAAGCCCAGUUGGCGGCGUUAACGCAGCAUCUCGCCAACAGCACGACGGCGCCGCAACCUCAGGAAGGACUUCAACCACCGCUUCCAACGCGAACGCCAAGCGAGAGCUUGUUCGGCAUCGAUGCUGCGCAGCUUCCGCAACAGUCAAAUGGGAGCCCUAACAAGAGGAAACCAUUGCCAAACCCGCCAAAGUACAAUGGCUCCCGGAAAGGUUAUGCGGCCUGGGCAAGGCAGAUGAGAGACAAGCUAGAACUCGAUGCACACUAUUAUAACGGGAACCGAGACUUGUGGUAUCUUAUUAAUUCGUGCCUAGAAGAAAAACCACAACAGGUCGUGGCCACGUUUUACGCGGCAGGUGGGCCAGGCGGCAAUUUUGACCCCCACGAGUUAAUGCGAUACCUUGACCGCACGUAUAAGGACAGUAAUAUCCAGUCACGAGCAGCGACCUCACUGAGGACUCUACGUCAGCGCGAAGAUCAGUCGCUGGCCACAUUCCUUCCCCGGUUUGAACAAGCCUUGGCGGAAGCAGGUGGAGGCGACUGGCCAGACAGCGCAAAGAUUGUGUUCCUUGAGAACGCCUUAAGCUCGCAACUGCAACGAUGCUUGGUUACUGCGCACCUACCCACGUUAUAUCAGGAAUGGCUAAGCCGAGUUCAGGAAAUUGCUGGGAAACUGGAGAAGCUAGAAGCCCGUGGAGGUUCCGUGCCAAAAGAAGAGAAGGCUCGCUCAGGAGGUUAUCAGCAUGGCCAACAUUCAUCACAGGACCAGGACGGUGACAUAAAGAUGGCGGGGGUAAACAAGACUGCCGAGAAGCCAGAAUUGCCGCGGAACGAACGACGGUGCUAUCGUUGCGGGCGGACAGGCCAUUUUGUUGCGAGUUGCCCAGCCCAAGUGGUGUUUCCAGGAAAUCAGAAGAAAGGCAAGGCUAAAGUCGGUCGGGCGAGCAAGCCCAAGGCGUCAGACAGUUCGGAACCCACGUCCGAGACGAGUGAAGAUGAAGGGGCGGGAAAAGAAUAG
Molecule: messenger RNA, 1119 nt
Organism: Pochonia chlamydosporia 170
Lineage: Eukaryota; Fungi; Ascomycota; Sordariomycetes; Hypocreales; Clavicipitaceae
Exons: 1
Coding region: 1-1119 (372 amino acids)
Molecular function (GO): zinc ion binding; nucleic acid binding
Source: RefSeq, a predicted model, not a curated record